Syngnathoides biaculeatus (alligator pipefish) is the source of this 1050-nucleotide messenger RNA. RefSeq names its product BCL2 like 1 (gene bcl2l1). The record is from RefSeq and is a predicted model, not a curated record. The transcript is spliced from 3 exons. Lineage: Eukaryota; Metazoa; Chordata; Actinopteri; Syngnathiformes; Syngnathidae. Gene Ontology annotation, biological process: intrinsic apoptotic signaling pathway in response to DNA damage; negative regulation of intrinsic apoptotic signaling pathway; extrinsic apoptotic signaling pathway in absence of ligand. Gene Ontology annotation, cellular component: mitochondrial outer membrane. The coding region runs from base 313 to 987 and encodes 224 amino acids. Gene Ontology annotation, molecular function: protein homodimerization activity; protein heterodimerization activity.
UCUACGCUACUAGUAGCCACCGCUAGCCUUCUUGCUAGCUAUCGGUCGUCGGCGUUUAGCUCGACGCGCUAGCAAUGACUGGAUUGUUCCUUUUGGGUGUUUACCGCAAGGCGACCAGAAAUGGUUCUGUGGAAACCGCCGAACAAGGUUUGAACUGGAUUGUCAGCCUUGUGUAGUUUUUAAGUUUGUGCCCUCUAAGUGUCCCCUGGACCUCGCCUGACCAUGGUGGUCUGAAGAAAGAGAGGCGCUUUGUUUGUGGGUGUGUUAACUCGAAGGGAAGAGAAGAAGCAAUUUUGCAAGCUCGAUUCCAAAAUGUCUCAAAACCGAGAACUGGUUGUGUUUUACAUUAGCUAUAAACUCACACAGAAAAACUACCCACUCAACCACAUAGGACUCAGACAGGAAUUUAACAGGACUGAUGGGGGGGAAGAAGCCUCGGGCGAGGAACAGCGAGUACCGACACACCCCAACGGGACUACGAACGGCACAAGUCCACAGGCGUCACCCCUACGGAGGUCGGCGAGCCUGGACGCAGUCAAAGAGGCUCUGCGGGACUCUGCCAAUGAGUUUGAGGUGCGCUACUCCCACGCCUUCAGUGACCUGGACCAACAGCUGCACAUCACGCCUGCCACCGCCUACCAGAGCUUCGAAAAUGUCGUGGAUGAGGUGUUCCGAGAUGACGUCAACUGGGGUCGCAUCGUGGGACUCUUCGCAUUCGGUGGUGCGCUGUGCGUCGAGUGCAUGGAAAAGGAGAUGAGUCCUCUGGUGGGCAGGAUCAUCGAAUGGAUGACAGUUUACCUGGACAACCACCUUCAGCCCUGGAUAGACAGCCAAGGAGGUUGGGAGCGUUUUGCUGAGAUCUUCGGCCACGAUGCGGCAGCGGAGGUCCGACGCUCCCAGGAAAGUUUCAAGAAGUGGCUUCUGGCCGGUAUGACCUUGGUGACCGGGGUGGUGGUAGGCUCUCUCAUCGCCCAGAAACGCCUGUGAUGGGAGGGGGGGCCAUCACUGCCCUAAUUAUACACACACAUACAAAUGUGGUACACACACACA